Molecule: messenger RNA, 1068 nt
Organism: Aspergillus melleus
Lineage: Eukaryota; Fungi; Ascomycota; Eurotiomycetes; Eurotiales; Aspergillaceae
Gene: TAP42
Product: IGBP1/TAP42 family protein
Exons: 3
Coding region: 1-1068 (355 amino acids)
Biological process (GO): regulation of dephosphorylation; regulation of signal transduction
Cellular component (GO): cytosol
Molecular function (GO): protein phosphatase 2A binding
Source: RefSeq, a predicted model, not a curated record
AUGGAACAGCCCCAGAACCUGAGAUCCCUGUUCAACGAGGCCAAGGCGGAGAAAACCGCUCUGGAGGUUCGCCCUGACACCAACACCGACCAGUAUCGCAAUGAUGUCAGUGCGACGAUAGCCAAAUUCGAGGAAUGCCACCGCCUCGUUAGCUUGCUAUCUUUGUUCAGUUCGAACGAACCGCUGGAGGAUAUUACGACAGGAGAUCUGCAGUACCUGACGGUUGAUUAUCAUCUUGCCGACCUUCUCCAAAGAUCUUACAGCUCCGACCGCGAAGCGAGCCUUCGACGUGCACUGCAUCAAUAUGAGCAAUACCUUGCGCGAUUGGAUAAUUACGAAUUACUUAAUGACAACAACAAAAAGCUAUACGAACGAUAUGCCGAGAACCCGUCUUCCUUUUCCCUGACUCCCGUCAACGAUGCUGCCACCAGAAGAGAAGUCAAGAUCACACGGUUCAGGGAGGAGAAAGAGCUGAAACAAAGACUUGAGUACUUAUCGAAUAACCGAAGCCAACUUCAGAAUGACGACGACGACGUUCGGCAGCUUUACCUUGCGGAAAUCCACCUGUAUAUCCACCAGACCUUCCAGUCACUAGAUCUCAUCUCCCAGGAGAUUUCCAUGCUAUCGAGUGUACGCAACAUGGCGCCCAACCCGGAUCAAACCCAGCGAGACGACCCUAGAAGCCGAAACAAUGCAGACCGUUCAACCUACUCAGAUAGACUGGACCCUCCGAUAUCUCAACUUCUACAAGGAGGCAAGUUUGGGCCAAUCUUAAGCAAGGAAGGGAAGCCAAUGCAGCCAUUCACGUUGCUGGAUCGCCGCUCUCAACUCCAGCAGGGAGUCUUCCGCCCGAGCCAUAACUUGCCCACGAUGACGAUUGAUGAAUAUCUCGACGAAGAGAAGAGACGAGGCAACUUUGUUCAAGGUGGAGAAAGCUCGGGGAUUCAGCCAGAAGUUGACGAGGAUGAUUUCGAUCGGGCCGACGAAGAAACGAUGAAGGCAAGAGCCUGGGAUGAAUAUAAGGAAGCAAACCCCAGAGGGUCUGGAAAUACCUUGAACAGGGGGUAA